This is a messenger RNA of Mollisia scopiformis, 2283 nucleotides long. RefSeq names its product Nop-domain-containing protein. Gene Ontology annotation, molecular function: snoRNA binding. Gene Ontology annotation, cellular component: box C/D methylation guide snoRNP complex; small-subunit processome. The record is from RefSeq and is a predicted model, not a curated record. The coding region runs from base 48 to 2069 and encodes 673 amino acids. The transcript is spliced from 2 exons. Lineage: Eukaryota; Fungi; Ascomycota; Leotiomycetes; Helotiales; Mollisiaceae.
CGAGAUUUUGGCAACAUAACGACCGCAGAACAAUCUUCAUAUUCAAGAUGGGACUUUUCGUCCUCACAGAGACUGCCGCGGGCUUUGCCCUUUUCAAAGCCAAAGACAAGAAGAUUCUGCAGAAAGAUGACCUCUCUUCUUCAGAUGCGGAGGCCAUUAACGAGCUCUUGAAAUUGAAGACCUUUGAGAAAUUCGAUAGUGCAGCAAGUGCGCUGGAAGAAGUUGCAUGUAUCACUGAGGGCAAAGUCUCUGGACUUUUAGGAAAGCUGCUCGAUACCCUCAAAGAUGAAAAGAAAGCAUCUCUGGCUGUGGCCGACCCCAAAUUGGCCUCUGCUAUCAAUAAGCUGCCAGGCUUGACUCUUACGCCCAUCUCCGACUCGACGACGAACGAGAUCUACCGUGCGAUUCGCGACCAACUUCCUUCUUUAAUCCCAGGCCUCAAGCAAGAGAACAUCUCUACAAUGGCAUUGGGUCUCUCACAUUCGCUGUCACGUCACAAACUCAAGUUCUCCCCAGACAAGGUCGACACCAUGAUUAUUCAAGCUAUCGCACUUCUCGACGACUUGGACAAGGAAUUGAAUACCUAUGCUAUGAGAGUUAAGGAGUGGUACGGAUGGCAUUUCCCUGAGAUGGGCAAGAUCGUCAAUGAUAACCUUGCUUAUGCUCGAGUUAUUCUGACAGUUGGUAUGCGCACAAACUGCUCGAAUACCGAUUUGUCCGAGGUUCUACCAGAGGAGAUUGAGACUGCUGUUAAGGCCGCUGCGGAAGUCAGUAUGGGAACUGAAAUCACUCAAGAAGAUUUGGACAAUAUCCAACUUCUCGCUGAACAAGUUGUUGGGUUCACGGAAUACCGCCAGCAACUCUCCCUAUACCUCACCGCUCGUAUGGCAGCCAUCGCACCCAACUUGACCGAAAUGGUUGGCGAAUUAGUCGGAGCUAGGUUGAUUGCACACUCUGGAUCUCUCAUGAACCUUGCAAAGAGCCCUGCCAGUACCAUUCAAAUUCUCGGUGCUGAGAAAGCGUUGUUCAGGGCUUUGAAGACCAAGCACGACACACCAAAGUAUGGUCUCAUCUACCACGCUUCUUUGGUUGGUCAAGCUACAGGAAAGAACAAGGGCAAGAUUGCUCGUAUGUUGGCGGCUAAGGCUGCUAUUGGAAUCCGUGUGGAUGCUCUGUCGGACUGGAGCGCUUCAGGUGAAGGCAAGGGUGACGAUAUUGACGAUGAGGAGAGGUCGAUUCUAGGUGUCACAUCACGUGCAAAGAUUGAGCGACAUCUUCGAGCUCUUGAAGGCAAACCAUUACUGCCCAGAGGCGUUGCCGUUGGACCAAAUGGGAAGGCUGCCACACCGGGCAAAUGGGAAGUGAAAGAGGCACGAAAGUAUAACGCUGAUGCCGACGGACUUACUGGUGACGAGCCUGCUGCCAUCGAGCCUGUUUCCGAGAAGAAGUCGAAGAAGGAGAAAAAGGAGAAGAAAGAGAAGAAGAGCAAGGUUGAGGAAGUCAAGAAGCCCCUGAUCCAAGAAGUUGACGAGGAUGAAGAUUCCGAUGAAGAGAUGGCUGAUGUUGAUGCUGGGCUUGGUCUCGCACCGCCAAACCUGAACGGCACCAAGGCGAAGCCAGUAGCGAACGUAAAGAAGGUUGAUGAAGAGGAAGGCUCAGACUCAGAAUCUGAUAAGCAGUGGCAAUCGUCGAUAACUGGCAACACCAAGGAAGCCAAAAAGGCACGAAAGAAGGAGCGACACGAGCGCAACCUCGCAAAGGCCGCAAAGAAGGCCGAGAAAGCUGCCAAAGCCGCAGCGAAGGCAGUAGUAUCUGAACCAGAACAGAACGGCGAAGAUCCAGAUAUCAAGGCUGCCGAAGCCAUGGGUCUCAGCCUGAAGAAGUACAAGAAGAAGCUAGCGAAGGGUUCCAUCAAAGUCAGCGAGGACAACACACCCGUGAAAGUCAAGACACCCAAGCCAUCGGAAGCGGGAAGCACACCAGACACCAGCAGCAAGAAGCGAAAAGCAGAUGAUGCAGAAGAAGGCGAAAAGUCAGAAAAGAAGAAAAAGAAGAAGAACAAGAACUGAAUGUUCGCAAUGAACGAACUUUCUUUUCUGUAUCAUAAAUGCUGCUGCUGCUGCUACACAGGAGUCUGGCGUGGUUUGGAUCGUUCUUAGGCGCUGGGCUGGAUAGCUCAUCUUUGUCUGCUUGUUUUUUACUUGGGUUCAUUGCGGUGGUGGCAUGGUGCUCUACGAGUUACAUAAAAAGAAUGGAAAUACCACGUGCAUACUUAUUGGAACA